AUGGUCGGGAGGCACAUACGUAGGGCCGUGUACGUCGCCUGCGUCGCCUCCGUGGCGGCGACUAGUGCUGACGCGGCCUUUCAGGGCACCACCACAUCGUCGAACAUUUUUGGCACUCCGUUCCCUGAUCCACUGCAGUUCUUCGUGCGAGCUAACCCCUUCCUGUCGCCGACUUCCAUUGCUGAUUCUUUCGGAUUCCUCUCUCGGGCCAGCCCGAGCGACAUGUUCCGAGCCCUGACAGAGAACUACAGGAUAGCAGCGGCCAUGCCGGAGCAAUUUGUCCGUGCGGCAGCGGAUGCAGCGACGUUGCUGACGAUGCAGCAACAGGACCAAGUUCAGGGAAGAGAGCAGUCUGCUGGUACACCUGAAAAUCCUUCGUUUGCUGCAACCCCCUCUCGCGGGUUCUUCAUCCCUGGAAUGCCGUUCUAUCCGGCGAACUGGAUGCCAGCUAAAUCAAUGUUUCCGCUCGCCGAAAACCCUAACGACUGGUUCAAUAACUUCCUGUUUGUUUUAUGGGCUGCCAACCACCCAGCUGAAACGGCACACUAUUUGAAGCUGGCGAAGAUGAGCAAAUAUCAAGGGUGGGACCACGCUCAUGACGAGUCCUUUUCACAUUCUGGAUCUUCGGAGAGUGCCAGUUACGAGGGACAGUACACGCGGCACCAGAAGACGCCUCAGCCUGCAACACACUGA
Messenger RNA from Neospora caninum, 693 nucleotides. RefSeq lists its product as hypothetical. The record is from RefSeq and is a predicted model, not a curated record. The coding region runs from base 1 to 693 and encodes 230 amino acids. The transcript has a single exon. NCBI's taxonomy places the organism in Eukaryota, Apicomplexa, Conoidasida, Eucoccidiorida, Sarcocystidae.